Cimex lectularius (bed bug) is the source of this 1619-nucleotide messenger RNA. RefSeq names its product dentin sialophosphoprotein-like. The transcript is spliced from 4 exons. The record is from RefSeq and is a predicted model, not a curated record. Bases 129 to 1367 code for a protein of 412 amino acids. Lineage: Eukaryota; Metazoa; Arthropoda; Insecta; Hemiptera; Cimicidae.
CGGCUAUUUUUAUUAGGCACAGUCGAGGAUAUCUUUUAGAACAGUUGUAGUUCAGCAAGCAGUCGAGUCUUUUUAUCAGGAAACAAACAAGAGAUAUUUUUAAAUUCGAGAAAUUACAGAAAAUUUACAUGGGUACCACCAUGAGUGACAUAACUGUUGGAGGAUCUACCUCACAUAAGUCAACAGAAGAAUUCGACGAUAAUUGUAGUGUGGGCAGUGUGGAAGAUGGCAAGUACUCUCCAAUAAGUUUUUAUCCCUGCCCAGAAAAUGAUAGUCGAAAAAUGCGUUCCUCAUCGCCGAUUGCAUCAGCUUCUAGUUCACGUAACUCUUCUUCUACUGAGAAUGGACUGAGCAGUAACAGUUUCUCUGAGUCUUUUUCACAUGCCAAAAGCCAGCCUCGAUGGGUCGAACCUGACAACUCGAAAGGGAUCCAGGUGAAUGCUAGAGAUCUUCCUUCAAAAAGGAAAACUUCCAAGAAGACAGGGGCGAAUGAGAAGAAAAAGCAAAAUUCUCUCACUCAUCCAAACUCCUCGCAUAGGAUCACAAGAUCGAAAAGCAAGCAAAUGCAAAGUACUGAGACCAUUCAAAUAACUUGCCCUAUAAGAGAAGAAGCAGAAGAAACAGAAAGUGCACCAAUUUAUCAUCAGCAGACAAUUUAUGAACAAUCCGCCGAAAAUGUUUUGCUAUUGGAAGAAAGGCAGGAAAAUCCUGAUUCGGCUAACAGCAUCUCAAAAGAGAGUGAAAUUCCAACAAAUGAGGCCAAUUUUGAAGAUCGCCUUACAGAAACCUCGAAUCAAUCAAUCGAAUUGACUCAACAAAAAAGUUUGACUUUAAACAUAGUAGGAUUACAAGGAAUGAACAACCAAACAGUCCAGCCUUUUAAUAUUGUCAUCCCGUCGGACAACGAGAUAAAAACAGUAAACAUCUCCUUCAACCAAGAGAAGAUUGGCAGUCCAAAGGUCAAACUUCAAACUGAAGAGAAGCACACUUCCCCCAUGCAGUCUACCUCCAGUGGUUACAACUGUUACACACCCAAAAGCAAAGGCAAAAUGGAAAAUUUAGCAACAUGCCCUAUUUCAAAACAGUCUAAACGAAAAUCCACCAAAUCCACGUCAAAGAAAAAAGUCAACAGUUCAAAAAAAGGAAAACAUUCGCGAAUGCCUAAUUACUCCGAUUCAUCUUCAUGUGAUUCAUCAGAUGAAUAUGAUAGCAGUGAUUGCUGCAGUUGUUCAUUCUGCAGUGAUGGCUAUGAUUCAUCAAAUUAUUCAAGCUCCAGCUCAUCAAACUGUUACUGUUGGGAAAAUUAUCGAUGUGCUCCAAAGAAACAAACAAAGAAACUUACAAAGAAAAAGUCUACAAAAAAAUAACAAUAGGCAUAGAAGUGAUUUAUGAUCUAUUGGUGGUUUAUUAAUUUUUUUGAAGCUUUAUGCAUGUAUUUUAAAAAGCCAAAUGAAUCAUUUUUUAACUUUCAUUUCUUAAAUUUAAUCUCUGUUUUAUUUGUUGUAGGUAGUCAAAUUUAUUUAUUUGAGUGUUUUGGAAAUUAGCCCCACACCGUUGAUAAUAUGUUGCAUAUUUUUUAAAGUGUAUAGAUUGUCCUGUUUUAACCACAAAAAUAAAUA